AUGGAUAACUUCACUAUUUGGGUUGACGCCCCGUCAGAAGCUCUCAUUGAAACUCCACUAGACGAUGAAUCGAAUUGUUUUCUCCGAGAGGAAAUUCAGCAAACUCAGCAGUAUGUCAUCGAAAAGCUUGAUGAGCAGAAAAACUGCGAACAGGAAAAAGGUGAACAGACUGAUGAGGAAACGACAAAAGCUAGCAAAAUUCUUUCUCUUGUAUCCACCGAAGGGAAACGAUCCAAAGAUAUAAGUCGCGAGCUCGUUGAUCUCCAAGAAGCAUGCAAACUUAAUGAAAUACAUUUGGUUUCUAUACAGAAAAACUCGCCAGAUUUCGUUAAACUCCGCAAAGAAAAUUAUGAUCAGGAUCUGAUUGAAACGAACAAUGCACUAAUACUACUGCAUGAUAAUUUUACGAAACGUCAAAGUUCCCUUGAAAAACUACAACAAGCAGGACUGAGUUGUGACAAGGAAGAGGCAAAACAGGAAUGCAAAAAACUACGAUUUUGUGUUCUUGAAGCAAAACAGAAACACGAGAAGCUGUUGACGUUGCGUGGAUCAGUUUCGAAACUGAAAAACGAGUUCGAUGAGGCGAUGACACGUCAAAAAAAAGAACGAGAGUCCAUCGAAAAAGCGAGAGCUGAAUUGAAAAUUGAUCAAGACUUGGUUAACAAAAUGACAGAAGAAUGUGUGAAUCUCCGCUCACAACUCGUUCAAAUAGAAGCUGCUCAAUCGCAAAACCAAGUAGAAGCAGAUCAAAUGGAGGUUCAGCGUCUUCAAAACAAUGCAAAGAAAAUUCGCCAGGAAACUGAAGAGUUGAUUCCUAUUCUCAGUAAAAUCGAGAACGAUACAAAAGAGGCUCAGAAGGCAGUAGAGGUCCGACGACAAGACGAGUUGAAUGUUGAAGACUUGAUAAAAACGAAGAAAGAAGCUAUCGCUAAGAUUUUGCUCCAAAAAAUCCAGCAUGAAACUAAAAAGACGACGAAGAACAUCAAUCUCAAAAAAAUUGUAGAUUUGAAACGUGCCAUCAGCAAAGAAUCGUUGGUAUUGGCGAACGCAAACAAGGUUCUCGAUGAGAUGAAGCCGGACAAUAAAACCGUAAAUGAACUUAAGCGAGAGAUCUCAGUUAUGCGAUCGGAAAUUCGCGGUUAUGAGAAAGAAAUAAGAGAGGCUACAAAAGAAAACGGCAAGCUAAUAGAGCAGAUUGCAGAAAUGAGAACUCCUUCUCCCGAAGCGACAUCACCAAGAAUUAAUUUGAAUGACACUGUCGACUUCAAUGAAUCAGAAUAUUCCGAACAAAUGGCCAUCCCUGAGCCAAUUGUUAAUAUUACUCCUGUUCAAAGAAUUGUUUCUCAUGAUGUCUUCACUGGUGCACCGCUAAUGACUAGUACUCCCCUCCCGAAAACUGCUGAAACUUCCGUUAAAACUCGUGCAGCCGCUCGUCGACUUGAACAAACUGCUGCUACUAAAACGGCUGAAAUUCGGAAGAAAAGAGGUGGAAAGAAGUAG
Messenger RNA from Caenorhabditis remanei, 1500 nucleotides. RefSeq lists its product as uncharacterized. NCBI's taxonomy places the organism in Eukaryota, Metazoa, Nematoda, Chromadorea, Rhabditida, Rhabditidae. The coding region runs from base 1 to 1500 and encodes 499 amino acids. The record is from RefSeq and is a predicted model, not a curated record. The transcript has 7 exons.